Wickerhamiella sorbophila is the source of this 1365-nucleotide messenger RNA. Its product is annotated as Lipase A. Lineage: Eukaryota; Fungi; Ascomycota; Dipodascomycetes; Dipodascales; Trichomonascaceae. The record is from RefSeq and is a predicted model, not a curated record. Gene Ontology annotation, molecular function: triacylglycerol lipase activity. Gene Ontology annotation, biological process: lipid catabolic process. Bases 1 to 1365 code for a protein of 454 amino acids. The transcript has a single exon.
AUGAAGCGUGGUCUUAUGACCGAUUUUAUGGACGUUGUGUCCCGCGACCACCCACAUGUAGCUUCGAUACUUCCAAACUUUCUUCGUCCUCUUAGUCCACACCUCCAUCCACCCAAAAAUUUGCCAUUGUUCCCUGUUGUGAUACCCCAGCCAAAGCAGGGAACCUGGAUUAUCGAUGAAAGUGUCGCUCCCGUCGACCCAUCUCAGGAUCCUUUCUAUACACCAGAUCCUUCCCUUUACGAGCAUCUCGAGAACGGUGAUAUCAUAGCAAUUCGACGGGUUGGCCUUAGUGCUGUUCUGUCCAAUGCUUCUACUUCCUACCAGAUCAGUUUCCGAAGCGAGUCCACUAGUGGCUCACCAACUGCUGAUCUCACUGUCCUUAUCAUCCCUGACCAUUACGAUAACAAAACGCUGUUGUCUUAUCAAGAAGCUGAGGAUUCAGCAUUUUUGAAGUGUGCCCCAUCUUACUCCGUCGCAUCCGGUGAUAACGAUCCCCUCAUGAACUUGGCCUUGAACGAAGGCUGGGCUCUCAAUAUACCCGAUCAUCAAGGCAUUUCUUCAGCCUUUGCUGCAGGAAUAUAUUCUGGGAAAACAACGCUUGAUUCUAUACGAGCAGUAAAAAAUGCUGAAUCCAUGCUUGGCUUCAGUUUUGAAAAUCUCGGACUACAUGGAUAUUCUGGGGGCUCGAUUGCAACAGGGCACGCGCUUGAGUUACAGCCAAGCUACGCGCCAGACGUCACAUUAACAUGUGCUGCAGUUGGUGGAUACAUUGUAAAUCUCACCUCUACAUUUGAAACUAUCAAUGGCGGACUCUUUGCAGGCUUUUGCCCCCCUGCUCUAAUUGGUCUCAGCACAGAAUACCCUGAACUGGAUAAAAUGUUACAAACAGCCUUUCGACCAGGAUAUCGAGAUAGAUUCUACAGUUCAAUCCACAACUGUGCCAGCGGUGAUCUCGCCAACUUUCUCGGCCAGGACAUUUUCACGUACGUUACAGCCGGCAACUCCUUCCUGUACAACAGUACUGUUCAAGACGUGCUGAACGAAAAUUCACUAGGAAAAGUAGCCCCGAGUAUUCCACUUUUUGUAUACCAUGGCGUUCGGGAUGAAAUCGCGCCCAUUGCUGAAGUGGACAAAGCGGUUGACUUUUACUGUCAGAGUGGUGCUCGCGUCGAGUAUUCACGCCAAAAUAGCUUGGCUCAUCUCACAACUGCCGUUAUGAGUACCCAAGAUGUUCUUAAUUACUUUAAACGCACUUUUGAUGGACAAUUGCCCGCCAACUGUGCCUCUCACCAAGAUGCGAUUGACCCGCACCAGCAUUCACCGUCACUAAAGGACAUAUCCACUAUGAUCUCGCGGUACCUUUAA